Messenger RNA from Zerene cesonia (dogface butterfly), 2521 nucleotides. RefSeq names its product scavenger receptor class B member 1-like. The coding region runs from base 68 to 1783 and encodes 571 amino acids. Lineage: Eukaryota; Metazoa; Arthropoda; Insecta; Lepidoptera; Pieridae. Gene Ontology annotation, molecular function: scavenger receptor activity. Gene Ontology annotation, cellular component: membrane; cytoplasm. The record is from RefSeq and is a predicted model, not a curated record. The transcript has 12 exons.
CAGAGAUUUGACCGCGCGCAUCAGUCUUCACCCAACCGCCGGCCGGAUAACACGUCUCCAUGUCACAAUGGAGCAAAACAGCGACAAAACGUCACCGCUCAUGCUGGCCAAGGACGAGAAAGUGGUGGUGCUGCCGGGAAAUGGAAGGAUACUGAUCCGUGAAGAUACCAUGCUGACGAAUCUACACGGGUGCGCUGGGUGCGGGAGGGCACAGUUCACAUGUUCGGGGAUAAAGAAUCAGUGGUCGGUGUUGUGUUGGGGCCAGCAGACUGAUAGAAGAUAUUACUGCUUAAUAACUGUGUUAUCAGCUACAUUCGUUCUCAGCCUUCUCGGGACGAUAUUUUUCUGUUUCACGGACACCAUCAAUGAUGCAAUAAUUUCGAAUAUGGCGAUUCGCAACAACUCUAUAGCAUAUUCAAUGUGGAGGAGACCAACGGUAACACCGCUGAUGAAAGUCCACCUCUUCAACUACACCAAUUGGCAGAGAGUCAGAGACGGUAUUGAUGAAAAACUUCAUCUGGAUGACGUUGGACCUUAUGUUUAUUCGCAGCAACUAGAAAGAGUGAACAUCAAGUUUGAAGGGGACCUCUUAACAUACCAAGAGAGAAAUAAUUUUCAAUUUCUCCCUGAAAGAAGUACAGGUGCCCACUUCGAUCAGGUGUUUGUGCCGAAUCUCCCUUUGCUGGGCGUCGUGUCAAAGAGUCUAAGCCUACAAUACUUCGGUCAGAUUGCUCUUAAAACAACGCUGUCUACGUUUGCCAACCAUAAGGACGCAUUCUUGAAGUUACCAGUUCAAAGGUUUUUAUGGGGUUAUGAUGAUCGCAUUAUAGAUUUAGCCAAGCCAGUGUUAAGUCUACAAGGUCAGCUGAACUUCGACAAAUUCGGUCUUCUUGUAACUAAAAACGGCACAGUAUCCGAUAGACUGACGAUAAACACCGGCGAGAAUGAUAAAGACAAGAUGAAUAUUUUAGAAAAACUCAAUGGCGAUAGACAACUUAAGCACUGGGGAAGCACCGAAUGCAAUAGAAUAGAUGCGUCAGACGGGUCGAUUUUCCCGCCAUCCAUGUUAGAUAAAAAGGACACUCUCCACGUCUUCUACGCGAACCUUUGUAGACGACUACCCUUCAUUUAUGUUAAAGAUGUUGAGAUAGCAGACGGCAUAACACUCUUCCGAUACCGAAUGCCCGACACGGUCUUCGACGACCCCUCCCACUAUCCACCCAACGAGUGCUUCUGCGAGGUCGACACUGGAGAGUGUCCUCCUAGAGGAGUUAUUAAUGUCACCGCUUGCGCUAUGGGUGCGCCAGCCCUAGCAUCAUUUCCACAUUUCCACUUGGGUGAUCCUUCACUUAGAAAGCCUUUCACUGGCCUGGAUCCGAACCCGGAACUGCACGAAUCGUAUUUGGACGUACACCCUACACUUGGCAUUUCUUUGAGUGGUAAAUCUAGCUUACAAAUAAAUAUUCAAGUAAGAAAAUCGAAUCUCUACCCUGCCUUGAGUUUCUUAGAGGAUGGGUUGAUACUACCGGUAGCGUGGAUUGAAAUGACAGUGGAAGAGUUACCCGAAAGCUUACGAUCGCUAGUGUACCACGGCACGUACUCCACAGCGGCAGCACAACUCGGUCUAACCGUAUUCUGUAUACUAACACUUGUAUUAUCCGGUCUAAGUUUGUUUAUUUUAAUGGCAACACGCAGGAAGAAACCGUGCGCCACGCUAAAAGUAGUUCCCGCCGAAACCGAACUGUUUAGUAAUUACACAGAGGAUAAAAUUAAUGUCAAUUAAGUUCUAAAAAAAUCGUUUUCGACCAGUGUUUAGAAUAUCUAUGUUGUAAAUUUAAUUAUAAAUCCCAUUGUUACAGGACAUUGACAUUAAGAUCAGUUGACGUUUUUUUUAUCUUUGACAACGUCCCAAAUGUUGCCAUUAAAAGUAUAAAGUAGAGGUACGGAGAAAUAUUAACAACUUUAAUAGUUUGAAACAGCUAAAAACCCACAUUUAAUUCAAAGCAAAUAUAAGUAAAUACUUACCGUUAUAUAUGAAAAGUUCAAUGUGACAAGGUCAAAUGGAUAUUUUUACAUGGUUUCUUUUCCUUGCCUCUACACUUAGUUUAAGAGAAAUAGUAGAUAAAUUUUAAGAAAACAGGUACAUAUCCACCAAAGCAAAUGAUAGUGAUGAUGCUAGUAAAUAAAUUAUUGAUAUUAUCUUGUGUAAGAGCUUUAUAUAAAUGAAAGAUAUUUUACAAAGGUUUUUUGACUUGUAUAAUAUUAUAACAACUACAUAACACGGACAGUAAGAAGUUUUAAAGGCUGAAGAAUCUCAUUUAAUAUAAUAUUAUAUACAGUAUAUUAAAACAGGAUAUUUAUCAUAAUUUUCCUACCCUACUUAAAAACCUCGUUUAUUUAAAGUAGGUAGGGGAAUCGUUUUUAGUUAUCGGUAUUAACAUUACAAAUCUUUUAAAUAAAAAUUUAUUUUUACGACAUUUUAUAAUUACAUUCCAAAGAAGGUAAUUAAAUUUUUAUCGAG